AUGAGGGUCUCCGGCAUCCAGCGCCUGCGUGUGCUGCGCAGGGCCUGCUUUGGGUCGCGGCCGGCAUGGCCCGGACAUCCACAGCUCGGCCAGUUUGGCCUUAGGCCCUGGAGCUCCUGGAGCUCCUGGAGCUCCGAAGCAGCGCCGCCCGCACCGGCUUCGCCUUCGCUGAAACGCGGUCGAGGAGUGGCGCGCUCGAAGCGCUCUCCGAGGCCCGCACCCCUCAAUCCUCUGAACGCCGUGUUCAAGGUUCUCUCCACCCAUUGCGAGCCUUACUACACAAUGCCGUGGUCUACGUCACCGCAGACCACUGCAGCUGCAUCAGCCCUGGCUCUCGAAGUGGAUGGGGUGCGCUAUCUGGUCACCAAUGCCCAUGCGGUGCACCACGCCUCGCUACUGGAGCUCCAGAAGCCCUCGGACGACCUCAAGUGCCUGGCACGAGUGCUUUGUCAAGGCCCAGACUGUGAUCUGGCACUUCUGGAGCUGGUGGAGGAGGAGCCCAGCUUUUGGGAGAACGUGGAGCCCCUGAGCCUCAGUGAAGACCUCUGCCAUCUUAACGACCGGGUCCGCGUCUGUGGCUUUCCUGUAGGUGGGGAGAACAUCAGCAUCACAGAGGGCAUUGUCUCAAGGGUGGAGAUGCAGCCUUACCGUCAUGGCUUGGGCAGUCUGCUGGCCAUCCAGAUUGAUGCCGCAAUAAACCCUGGAAACAGCGGCGGGCCCGCUCUCGAUGCCCAGGGCCGCUGCGUCGGGGUGGCUUUCCAAAGCCUGCAGGAUGCCGACAACAUAGGAUAUUUAAUCCCGGCAGAAGUACUCCGCCACUUCCUGUCUGGCUAUCGCCGCUGCGGAGGGUAUGCGGGCUUCGGGCACCACGGCUUUGCAUGGCAGCCCUUGGACAAUCGUGCCCUCCGCGAGGCAGUGUUGCGGGAGAGCGGUGCCAGCGGGGCCAUUCCAGGGGGUGUCUUGGUGAAGCGCAUCGAGCCGACGUCACCAGCCAGCGAGCUCCUGCGAGAGCGCGACGUGCUGCUGUCCAUUGCAGGAAGGGCGAUCAGCUCAGGUGGCACCGUGCAUUUCCGGGGUGGAGAGCGUAUCGCUUUCCCAUACAUCACCAGCCAGAGAUGCCCACACGACACAGUCGAGUGUGAGGUGCUCAGAGACAGCAAGGUGCACCAUUGGCGCUUGAAGCUUGGAUGGCCGAGUCCGCUUGUUCCCAUGCAUCCACUUCAACCGCCAGCUUACUUGAUUUUUGGUGGCCUGGUCUUCGUGCCGCUUUCGGAGCCCUACCUUCGCUCGGAGUGGGGGGAGCUCUUCGAAGAGCGUGCGCCAGUCUGCUUGGCAGAGCCCUGGCUGCGCAACAUCCGGCGCUUCCACGAUGAGGAGGUGGUGGUGCUCUCCUGUGUCUUUGCCUCGGCCCUCACAGCUGGCUUAACACACUUCGUGAACCGACGCUUGCACAGCUGCAACGGGGAGCAGGUACGCAACUUGCUUCACCUGGCAAAUCUGCUCGAUGCAGCAACAACCUCAACAGUUUGGUUCGCUUUGGAUGAUGACGAUGUGAUCGCCCUGCCUACGGAAACGGCCCGAGCUAGCACGAGGUUGGUUCUGGAGACAAACCUCAUCCCUGCUGCACGCAGCUUGCCGGCCAUGCCAUAG
Messenger RNA from Symbiodinium natans, 1650 nucleotides. The record is from the annotation of a GenBank genome assembly. NCBI's taxonomy places the organism in Eukaryota, Dinophyceae, Suessiales, Symbiodiniaceae.